ACGCAUACGACGCGCGGCCCUACCCCGCCUAGGCUGAGCCCCGCGGCCGCUGUGGGCAGAAAGAAGAUGGCGGCGCCGGGCGAGUACUUCAGCGUGGGCAGCCAGGUGUCCUGUCGCACUUGCCAGGAGCAGCGCCUUCAGGGCGAGGUUGUUGCCUUCGACUACCCCAGCAAGAUGCUAGCGCUCAAAUGCCCCUCUUCCAGCGGGAAGCCUAACCACGCAGAUAUUCUGCUCGUAAACUUACAGUAUGUGUCAGAAGUGGAAAUAAUUAACGACCGCACGGAAACGCCUCCUCCUUUAGCUUCACUCAAUGUUAGCAAGCUUGCCAACAAAGCACGGACGGAGAAGGAAGAGAAAAUGAGCCAGGCGUAUGCAAUUAGUGCUGGUGUCUCUCUGGAGGGGCAGCAGCUCUUCCAGACUAUACAUAAGACCAUUAAAGACUGUAAAUGGCAGGAGAAGAACAUUGUUGUGAUGGAAGAAGUCAUCAUCGCCCCUCCCUACCAAGUGGAAAACUGUAAAGGCAAAGAGGGGAGUGCCCUGAGUCACGUACGCAAAAUAGUGGAGAAACAUUUUCGAGACAUGGAAAGCCAGAAGGUAAUGCAACGUUCACAAGCACAGCAGACACAGAAGGAGACGUCUCUGUCGUCCUGAGGCCAGCGCCAGCACUGGGGCUGCCCGCCGCCUCACCACCGAGUCCUUGGAGGCAGGAGGGCGCCCGUGGGGGGAUCAGCUUUUGUUUCCUUUCUUUUGAGCUCGUUAAUGGGGGAGCUCAACUGAUUCCAAACCUUAGACUUUAAAACAAACAAAAAAAGAUAAUAAUUUAAAAGCUUAUGCAUUACUUGACUAACAGACUUUCCUUUGUCUGCCAUCUUUUCUUCCCCACUGACGAGUCAGACUUGGUUAGUUUUUUGGGGUUUUUUUUUACUCUCUUUUCAUUUUUCCUGCCCCCUCCCAAACCCCUUUUCUAAAGGAUGUCUGUCCCCUCAGAUCUCCUCCUGCCCAUCCCCCUUCCCCCCCCUCCUCCUCAAAAGCCCUCCAAAAAUAAAAGUAAUGAGCUGGCUGCGGUGGCCGAGCUGAGA
This is a messenger RNA of Colius striatus (speckled mousebird), 1079 nucleotides long. Its product is annotated as protein LSM12. The record is from RefSeq and is a predicted model, not a curated record. The transcript has 5 exons. Gene Ontology annotation, molecular function: RNA binding. NCBI's taxonomy places the organism in Eukaryota, Metazoa, Chordata, Aves, Coliiformes, Coliidae. Bases 67 to 651 code for a protein of 194 amino acids.